This is a messenger RNA of Aspergillus steynii IBT 23096, 1039 nucleotides long. RefSeq names its product alpha/beta fold hydrolase. The transcript has a single exon. Lineage: Eukaryota; Fungi; Ascomycota; Eurotiomycetes; Eurotiales; Aspergillaceae. The record is from RefSeq and is a predicted model, not a curated record. The coding region runs from base 143 to 976 and encodes 277 amino acids.
AAGCAGUAUAAAUAGAGCCAUGUAGGCAGGAAGUAAAAGACGAUCAUCACCGUUUUCCUGCGUCAAUCCGACCCUCAGAAUCAAGAUUCACAUUCCACCAAUUCCAUCAACCAUCGCCAAGCAUUCUCCCCAAAAUCCCACCAUGGACUCUCUCCUCUCAGCUCAUGAAAUCGGCGAAGGACUUCCCGUCGUGAUCAUCCACGGAUGGCAGAUGCAGGGAAAAGCCGACCAGCUGGACUUUGAGCCGAUUUUCAGCAAAACACUAGGAUUGCGCCGGAUCUACGUCGACCUUCCCGGCAUGGGCACAUCACCUGCGAACAAUGUCCAGGACCAAGACGACGUAUACCAUCGACUAGGGCAAUUCAUUGAUUCUCGACUCGGGACAUCAAGGUUCUUAGUCGUCGGCUCGUCAUGUGGGGGUUACCUUGCGCGCGCGAUUGCGCAGAAAUACAUCGACCAAGUCGAUGGGUUACUACUGCGGGUCCCGCUCAUCGAACCAACAGAUAGCAUGCGCGACGUGGAUACAUUCGAGCCGUUGGUUGCGAACGAGGAAGUCAUGGCGAACAUGCCAGCCGAGGACAAGGCGCUUCUCGGAAACGUCCUCGUUCAAACUCCUGCGUACGUGCAGGCUUUGAAGACAAAAUACGACCAGGCGUACACUCCAGCGGAGAAAGCAUCGGACGUGAAGGUGCUAGAUCCGAUCCGCGAAGACACACGCCGAUAUCAGUUAUCGUUUUCGUUGGACAAUGAAAGCGCCAAGUUCUUUGCACCCACGCUGAUUGUAUGUGGUCGGCAUGAUGAGAGCGUUGGGUAUAGGGAUAGUUUGCGCCUGCUGGGUCUCUAUCCACGAUCUACAUAUGCUGUGUUGGAUCGUGGUACGCAUGGCCUUCCGAUUGAUGAGACUGGUCUUUUUGCAGCCCUUGUUCGGGAUUGGAUUUUUCGGGUUGAGGAAUGGCGAGGUCGUGUGGAGAAAUAAGAGCUGUCCAUGUGGAUGAUGAUUGAUGUACAUACCCACUCUAGUGCAUGGAAUAAAAACUGA